AUGUCAUACAUCGCAUCGCUUAAUUUACUCAACGCUGAUUCACCAUUACCUCUUUCGGACGAAUCGCUUACGGAAGAAUUGGCAUUGUGGGCAAAUGCUCAGUUUACCUUUGACAUUGCACCCGGCUCUGCGCUCCUCGACGAUCAACUCGAUAAGAAGCCAAACAAUGAAGAACAGCCAAUUCAGAAUUUGGAUAAUGUCGCCUAUUUUGCUGAUUCUGUUUCGAAGAAACCGUUGGCCAACACCAUGGCAACAAUGCUGGAAACGUUGGCAUCACCGUAUCUGUCGUCCGAUUAUCUUAUAACGCAAAUCCAAUCCUCCAACGGACAAUCAGCUAUCAAUUUACCGCGAAUCGCUCCUGCUACUCAGAACAUGGUUCUCAGCAGUUUUAUGAUUCCAAAGCCAACAACAACUUCUGCUAGUAGUAAUAUUGGCAAGAAACGAAAGUCGACCUCAAACGAUACGGUUGAUAGCAACGAAAAGUUGGCAGCAGAGGAAGACAAACGUCGUCGUAACACUGCUGCUUCAGCUCGUUUUCGAAUGAAAAAGAAAUUGCGAGAGCAAGCUUUGGAAAAAACGGCCAAAGACAUGACGGACAAGGUCCAGAAUUUGGAGAAACAAAUCCAAGAAUUGGAGAUGGAAGCCAAAUGGCUCAGAGCCUUGAUUGUAGAAAAAGAUCCAAAGUUGCUGGAUAGUUUUGAUAAACAAUCUACUUGUUCCGAGAUCAAUCCAAAAGAUAAUUGA
This is a messenger RNA of Radiomyces spectabilis, 744 nucleotides long. RefSeq lists its product as uncharacterized. Gene Ontology annotation, biological process: regulation of transcription by RNA polymerase II. Gene Ontology annotation, molecular function: DNA-binding transcription activator activity, RNA polymerase II-specific; RNA polymerase II transcription regulatory region sequence-specific DNA binding. The coding region runs from base 1 to 744 and encodes 247 amino acids. The transcript has 2 exons. Lineage: Eukaryota; Fungi; Mucoromycota; Mucoromycetes; Mucorales; Radiomycetaceae. The record is from RefSeq and is a predicted model, not a curated record. Gene Ontology annotation, cellular component: nucleus; Cbf1-Met4-Met28 complex.